AUCUAAAAGCCUCUUAAAUGCCACUAUGGUACCUGCGUUCACCGCCGUCCCUGGCAAUGCGUUCCAAGCCCCCAUCACAAUAGGUGUGAUGUUGAAAUUUCGGUUGUGGUUGGUACAGCUUCGAAGUCACUUUCACGCUCUGAAACAUAGCUGACCCACCUAUCUACCUUAUGGAUUAAAUAGUUUGCUCACUGACACGCGUUCACCAAGGCUGGUGGAUCUGACGGGUGGGUGAGAUUAAUAUAUUAUCACCAGCAAGCGGAUCGUCCAAACUUUUGUGUUGACGAGCGUAGAUUUCAUUUAAUUCUUGUUGCCAUAGUGUUGGAACCCAGUCUAAACAGUUGUGGCGAAUUGAGAAUGUUGGUGUUUCGGGGCAGGUUCUAGCCAGGAAGCUCGUCGGUCAGGGACGACUUGACCCUCAGUCAAUGUUAAAAGCAACCAUCAGAUCACAAGCCGGUCUACAGAUCUCCCGGCAGCAGAAGAGAAAGUCUCCCAAAGUUCUCGGCCACGUCCAGAGGGAUGGAGGCUCUCCAGUGCGACGUUGUCCCGGCUUGCUUGGUCCCAGAUGCUCGGCUGUUCCGAGGAGAGGACGCCGGCUACUUGGUGUCCACCGCGUCCGAGUGCGGGGACAGGGAAGAGCUGACCCCGGGCGGGAGGAAUCUCAACAAGCAAGCGGCCCGAGGCAAACCCUGGCGUAAACUCGAGGCGGCUUUCGGCGAUGGAGACGGGGCGAGACUCGCCAGUGCCAAGAGCAACGCUCUCCCCUCGAAGUCUUCCCCCAAGAGGCCAGAGAAGGGCAAGAGCAGGAAGAAGGUGGUGCCGGCCCGCAGGAAGUAUCACCGGCGGGCUCCCAAGCAGCGGUGGAACAGCGGAGGUUGGGCCGUGGAGGAGGACGGGGACAGCCAGUGCUUCCCCCACCGCCGCCCCAACGCCUCCAAGUUCAGCAAGGUCGGCCCCAACUCCUGCGUCUUCCUGCCCGUUCCCGAGGACAUCUUCAUCGAGGACAUGCUGUCGGACGUCCCACACUAUCGCAGCAACUCCCAGCUCAAGUCCGGGGAGUUCUGGUGUAGUGUCGCUGCCGACAUCCCUCCAUACAGGGGCGCUGGCAGAACCUGGAGACAGAAAGAUAAUUUUAAAGAAAAGAUACAGGGAACUCUCAAAUAAUUAAUUGUCCCCCCAUAUCAAAUAUCUAUUAAUAAAAUAAUAUUAUUAAACCUCUU
Messenger RNA from Leucoraja erinaceus (little skate), 1220 nucleotides. RefSeq lists its product as uncharacterized. The transcript is spliced from 2 exons. Lineage: Eukaryota; Metazoa; Chordata; Chondrichthyes; Rajiformes; Rajidae. The coding region runs from base 520 to 1164 and encodes 214 amino acids. The record is from RefSeq and is a predicted model, not a curated record.